AUGACCAGUGUUGUAUCAAAUCAGUCGGCUAGUUGCAGCCCCCUCAAUUUCCUUGCUAACCUUGCAGGUGAACAACAAAGGAGCUUGGCUUUAAAGAAGACAAUCACCAAUGCUGACUUGGCCGUCAGCCCAUCUCUCUACCUGAAAGCACUCUUCAUGAAGUCAUGCCCGCAUAUUAUGCUGCCCCUUCGUUCCAACCUCGGUGAUAUGAGGGCGCCACCGGACAUUUACGACAUGGAGCUCUCGCGAGCAGUUCGUAUGUGCGACCUGGACAAGAUGAGAGAGCUCCACAAUGCUGGCAAGUCGUUUGACGCCUGCAAUCGAUUCGGUGAAUCUCUGUUGCACAUGGCAUGCCGCAGAGGCGACGCUCGAGUUGUCAAGUUCCUCAUCGAAGAAGCCAAGGUGCAAGUGGACGUAACUGAUGAUUUCGGAAGAACUGUCCUUCACGACGCUUGCUGGACUGGAAGUGUUCACACUGACGUGAUGGAUGUACUGAUCACGGCCGUCCCACCUGAGUUUUGGGUCACAGAAGACAAGAGAGGCCACACACCUUUCGACUAUGCUCCCCGAAAAGAUUGGGGCCCUUGGUUGAGGUACCUAAGGAGCAAACAAGGUCAAUUUGUCCGAAACUUUGCUUACUUGUACUAG
This is a messenger RNA of Seminavis robusta, 648 nucleotides long. Lineage: Eukaryota; Bacillariophyta; Bacillariophyceae; Naviculales; Naviculaceae. The record is from the annotation of a GenBank genome assembly.